This is a messenger RNA of Diaporthe amygdali, 990 nucleotides long. RefSeq names its product carbohydrate esterase family 8 protein. The record is from RefSeq and is a predicted model, not a curated record. NCBI's taxonomy places the organism in Eukaryota, Fungi, Ascomycota, Sordariomycetes, Diaporthales, Diaporthaceae. Gene Ontology annotation, molecular function: pectinesterase activity. The transcript has 2 exons. Gene Ontology annotation, biological process: cell wall modification. The coding region runs from base 1 to 990 and encodes 329 amino acids.
AUGGGUAACAGCGCCAGCACGCCGUCAACGCCGAGUGUCCCGGCCACUUCGAGGCUCACUCCGCCAGCCGGCAGCAUUACUGUGUGCACAACAGGAGAGUGCGACUGGCCCACGAUCUCUUCGGCUGUGAACAGCAUCUCCAACACGUCCACAGACCCGACCACCAUUUUUGUGUAUAAUGGCACGUACACAGAACAAGUCUAUCUGCCCCCCAAGGCUGCCAAGGUCACCAUUUAUGGACAGACCGCAGACAUUACCAGCUACCUCGGCAACACUGUGACUCUUCAGUACAACUCUUCCCUGGCCGUUGCGCCAAACGACGAGUGGACCGCUCCUUUGAUCAACGAGUCGCCCAACACUGCAGUUUACAACCUUGACAUCCGCAACCUCUGGGGCGAGGGCUACCAGGCAAUCGCCUUGUCCGCCUACAACACCAGCCAAGGGUACUAUGGCCUGGGCAUUUACGGCUCCCAGGACACCCUGCUCGCCGAGGUGGGCAACCAAUUCUACGCCAACAGCUACAUCGAAGGCAUGACGGACUUUAUCUUCGGCGAGCACGCACGCGCCUGGAUCACAAACUCGACCAUCGCUAGCAACGGCUACGGCUGGAUCACCGCCAGCGGGAGGGUCGAUGACGCCGACCCAAGUUGGUACGUGAUUACCGACAGCGUAGUCACGGUCGCCGAGGGUGCCGAUGUCGAGGAUGGCAGCGUCUUCCUCGGCCGGCCCUGGAGGAACUACGCUCGGGUCACGUUCCAGCGCUGCGACCUGUCGAGCCACAUCAACGAGACGGGCUGGGCAGAGUGGACAGAGAGCGAGCCUCAGACUGACCAUGUCACUUUCGAAGAGUGGGACAACACCGGCUCAGGGUCGGACACGACUGACCGAGUUGACUACUCCACCGUCAGAAACUCGCCACUGCCAAUUGAAUUUAUCCUGGGCUCCGACUAUAGGGACUGGGUGGACAAGCUGUAUCUGCCUUCCGAGUAA